CAUGUUGGAACACAUUCCCAGACUGAUGAACAGCAUCCGUAUGAUCCACAGCAUCUCCCAGUACUACAAUACCUCAGAGAGAAUGACCUCUCUCUUUGUCAAGGUCACCAACCAGAUGAUUACAACCUGCAAGGCCUACCUAUGCCAGGAUGUGGCCAAGGUCUGGGAUCAUGACAGAAAUGAGAUGUUGAGGAGGAUCAGAGAAUGCACACAGCUCAACCAGGAGUAUCAGCUGUGCUUCCAGAGGGUGCGAGAGAAGCUUCGGGACAACCCCAACGACAAGCAGUUUGAGUUCAGUGAGAAUUACAUCUUCGGCAAAUUCGACACAUUCUGCAAGCGACUGGAGAAGAUUGCAGACAUGGCCUCCAUUUUGGAGGACCUCGCAUCUCUGCAACACAUGAAAGUGGAGGGGAUCGAGAAGAUCUUUGUUCGCUAUCAGACCAUUGUGACCACCACCAAGUCCAAGACCUACAAUGUGCUUGACCACCGCAAGUUGGAGUUUGACAGUGACUACACAGAGUUCAAGUUCCAGAUCCAAGGACUCUUCCAGUCUCUCCAGUCAUUGCUAGUGGCCUGGUUUGAGCAGUCACUAACCACUGAGCGAAUGCUUGACCUCCUCUCCAAGUUUGAGAAUGGCGUCGGUAAGCAGCUGGACCUCACAGACAAAUACAUGGCAGUACUGCAGCGCUAUAGCCGAGACCUGGAGCUUGUCAGGAAGCUCUAUCAAAAGCAGAAGGACAACCCUCCCAUUCCGCGAAACAUGCCUCCUGUUGCAGGGAAGAUUAUGUGGUCGCGGCAACUAUUCCGAAAGAUUGAGUUACCUAUGUCUAUCCUGAAAAACAAAAUGGACAUUCUAAAGACCCCUGAGAUGAGGAAGGUGAUCAGAAGCUAUAACAAGAUGGCCGCCGUUCUCCUUGAGUUCGAGCUCCUGUACCACAGAGGCUGGAGCCAAGCCGUGGAGAUGGGCCGUCACGGCCUGAAUGCAUCGCUGCUCAUCAGAGACCCAGAAACAAAGAAGAUAUAUGUUAAUCUUGACUCCUUGGUCCUGGAGGUUCUGCAUGAGGCUAAGUGCAUGCAUAAGCUUGGCAUCGCAGUCCCAACUGUGAUCCUGAAUAUGUGUGCCAAAGAAGUCGAGCUGAAGGCCCAGCAAAACAGGCUACAGGAAAUGCUGCAGGACUUUGAAGCAGUCUUAUCCAGGAUCCCUCCCAUCCUCUUCCCCCUGAUGCAGCCCUUCAUCAGACACGUGGAGAACUCUCUCUCCCCAGGGCUCACUACUCUCUCCUGGACAUCACUCAACACUGACAGAUUCAUAGAGAAUGUAUAUGGAGUACUGCAAGAACUGGAGCAAGUUGCAAAGGUUGCCAUGGAUACACUGGAGUGUCGCAUCGAGAGAAUCCUACAGGCCAUGUCGUCCACUGCCCUGCUGGUGCUGCCCGAGGAUAUGCCCGUUUCAUCCCAAAACUUUCAUAGCCAAGCUGAGGAUACUGUGAGGUCUGCUGGGAAGGCACUGAGCAUCCAAAGUAAACAAGUGGAAAUGUCUAUGUACGAGAUGACUGACGAGCUGAAAAAGAGGAUGACGCCAGCAGAAGUAGUCAACCUAAAGGGGUCUCUCCAGUGUCUGCACCCGGAUGCGAAACAGAAGACACGCUGCCAGUUGUGUCUAGCCUGUUGCUUUUACAACUUGAUGGCUCAGCUGUGCCAGAGGAACACAGAGGCCCUGGUCAAAGCUACAAGGUCAUCCCUUGAUUCUCUGAGGCGAAGGCUUCAUGUGGCGAGUUCCAAGUACCAGUCGUCCUCGUACCUGAGUCGACCACAGGUCCAGGUUCCUCUCUUCGAGGCCUCUAUUCAGCUGGCCAUUCCGAACAUCGUCCUCAAGCCCAGUCUAGAGGACAUCCAGAGUACUGUCAACAAAGUUGUGAGCAUUGUGCUGUCUAUGGCUACAGACAUCCCACUAUGGACAUUUUCCCAUCUACAUCACAAGCAGCUUCAGGCAGAGCAGGCUGCAGUCAGGGACGCUGGGGACGACGGCCCCCUGACCAAACAGCUGGUCCUCAAGCCCCUGGACCGGCAGCUGGCCGAGCACAAGGACGUCACCAAGGCCGUCAUCCAGCUGGGUUCCAUCGUGUCCUCCCUCAGGACCGAGGCCGGGGAUGUACUGCAGGAGUUCCAUCACUUCUCCACCCUGUGGAAUCAGGACCCAGAGGAAGAAGUGAAAACCUUCCUGGAGACCAGUCCAUCCCUCCCAGCGUUCAGCACUCAGAUUUCCUCCUACUCUAAAAUGGAAGCUCAGAUUGACAGUUUGCCAGCCUCCUGCACUGUGGGCUCAGUCCUGUUCCACACAGAACACCUUAAGCUCUCCCUGACCCAGGAGUGCCGUGCCUGGAAACGGGCCUUUGGAGCUGCGCUGAACAGCCAGGCCUCAGCCGACAUGGCCGACAUCUACUCCUUUGUGGACGGCCUGACCAAGAGGCUCCAGAGGCCUGUCGAAGACCUGGAGGACGUUAGGGGAGCCAUGGCCUCUCUCCGAGAGGUCAGAGAGGCAGAGAUCCGGAUAGACGCCACCAUCGGCCCCGUGGAGGAGUCGUUCGCCCUGCUCAACCGCCACGAGUUGAUCUUCAGCGACGGGAACGCAGAGAAGGUGGACGGGCUGACGUACGCCUGGAGGAACCUCAAUGCAAUGGUGAUGGAAACCCAAAACACCCUGGUGAAGAUUCAACCUGCCAUGAAGGCAGACCUACUGUCAGGGGUAGAGACCUUCCAGAACUCUGUCCAGACAUACUACUCAGAUUAUGACAAAAGUGGCCCUGGAGUGGAGGGGUUGACCCCAGAUGAAGCCAGCGACAGACUGCAGAGCUUCCAGGCCCAGUUCAAUGAGCUGUGGAGAAAAUAUGUUACCUACUCUGGAGGGGAGGAGCUAUUCGGCCUCUCAGUUAACGAAUAUCCCGAUCUUCAGAGAAUUAAAAGAGAGCUGGGUCUUUUGUCAAAACUUUACACGCUCUACAACUCUGUCACUGAAAGUGUGACUAGUUACUAUGAUAUCCAAUGGGCUGACCUAAACAUAGACAAGAUCAACAAUGAACUGCAGGAUUUCCAGAACAGAAUCCGGAAACUUCCCAAGGCGUUGAAGGAGUGGCAAGCUUUUAGUGACCUGAAGAAGACAAUCGAUGACUUCAACGAGACGUGCCCCCUACUUUACAUGAUGGCUAACAAGGCGAUGAUGUCCAGGCAUUGGAGCCGCCUGAGUGACCUCACAGGACACAUCUUCGAGGUGGAGUCGGAGAGCUUUGCCCUCAGAAACAUCAUGGAGGCACCACUGCUCAAAUACAAAGAGGAUAUUGAGGAUGUGUGCAUCAGCGCCGUGAAGGAGAGGGACAUUGAGGCCAAACUGAAAGACGUAGUGGCAGAGUGGAGCAGCCACACGCUCACCUUUGCCCCCUUCAGGAACCGGGGGGAACUGCUACUGAAGGGUACUGACACUGCAGAGAAGGUGGCCCUCAUGGAGGACAGUCUGAUGGUGCUGGCCUCGCUCAUGAGCAACCGGUAUAAUGCCCCAUUCAAGCCUUCCAUCCAGCAGUGGGUGCUGAAGCUGUCUAACACCACUGAGGUCAUAGAGAAAUGGUUGACGGUUCAGAACCUGUGGAUCUACCUGGAGGCCGUAUUUGUCGGAGGGGAUAUCGCUAAGCAGCUGCCCCAGGAAGCCAAGAGGUUCCAGAACAUCGACAAGUCCUGGCAGAAGAUCAUGCAGCGUGCCCACGAGGUGACAGGUGUGGUGCAGUGCUGUGUGGGGGACGAGACCCUCAGCCAGCUGUUGCCCCAUCUUCUGGAGCAGCUGGAGGUGUGUCAGAAGUCCCUGAGCGGGUACCUGGAGAAGAAGAGGCUUGUGUUCCCUCGGUUCUUCUUUGUCUCUGACCCUGCUCUACUGGAGAUCCUGGGACAGGCCUCAGACUCCCACACCAUACAGGCUCAUCUGCUGAGUCUUUUCGACAAUGUGAACUGUGUGGUUUUCCAUGAUAAGAACUAUGACCAGAUCCUAAGCUUCCAGUCCCAGGAAGGAGAGACAGUAGACUUGUCUGAACCUGUUUUGGCUCAGGGAAAUGUAGAAGCCUGGCUGGGGCUCUUGUUGGACAGAGUGAGGAAGACCAUCCAUGGCAUUAUCCGGCAGGCUCACAUGUCCAUCAGUGACGCAGGACUAAAGCUGGUGGAGUUCCAGUCUGUGUUCCCAGCCCAGGUGGGUCUGCUGGGCAUCCAGAUGAUCUGGACCAGGGAUGCAGAGGAAGCACUAGGGUUCAGCAAGGGAGACAAAAAGGUCAUGCAAACUACCAAUCAAAAGUUUGGGGAUAUCCUGAAUGAGCUGAUUGAUAUGACCACUCGAGACUUGACCAGGAAUGAACGCACCAAGUAUGAGACUCUGAUAACCAUCCAUGUGCAUCAGAAAGACAUAUUCGACGACCUGGUGCGAAUGAACAUCCGAUCGACAUUAGACUUUGAGUGGCAGAAGCAAUCCCGCUUCUACUUCAUCGAGGACAAGGACAGAUGUAUAAUCCAGAUCACUGAUGUGGAGUUUAGCUACUGCAAUGAGUAUCUGGGCUGUACCGACAGACUGGUCAUCACCCCUCUCACUGACAGGUGUUACAUCACCCUGUCCCAGGCCCUGGGUAUGAGUAUGGGCGGAGCCCCGGCAGGGCCGGCUGGUACAGGUAAGACCGAGACCACCAAAGACAUGGGCCGUUGCCUGGGGAAGUACGUUGUCGUCUUCAACUGCUCUGACCAGAUGGACUAUAGAGGGCUAGGACGAAUCUAUAAAGGUUUGGCUCAGUCAGGUGCAUGGGGCUGCUUUGAUGAGUUCAACCGCAUCGAGCUCCCUGUCCUGUCAGUAGCAGCCCAGCAGAUCUAUAUAGUGUUGCAGUGCAAAAAGAACAAGAAGACACAGUUUAUCUUCACGGAUGGCGACUUGGUGGAAAUGGACAGAGAGUUUGGCAUCUUCCUAACCAUGAACCCUGGAUAUGCUGGCCGCCAGGAGCUUCCGGAGAACCUGAAGAUCCAGUUCCGUACGGUGGCCAUGAUGGUUCCAGACAGAGCCAUCAUCAUGAGGGUGAAGCUAGCCAGUGCUGGUUUCCGUGACAACCAAGUCCUCAGCCGCAAGUUCUACACCCUGUACAAGCUGUGUGAAGAGCAGCUCUCCAAGCAGGUCCACUAUGACUUUGGGCUAAGGAACAUCUUGUCAGUGUUGAGGACACUGGGUUCAGUGAAGAGGUCCAACCCCACUGAGCCAGAGAAAACGGUAGUGAUGCGAGUGCUGCGCGACAUGAACCUCUCCAAACUGGUGGAUGAGGACGAGCCUCUGUUCAUGAGUCUGAUCAACGACCUCUUCCCUGGGAUCAUUCUGGACAAAGCAGGCUACCCCGACCUGGAGGCUGCCAUCCACUCCCAGACCCAGCAGGCUGGCCUCAUACCUCACCAGCCCUGGGUCCUCAAACUGGUUCAGCUCUACGAGACCCAGCGGGUUCGCCACGGUAUGAUGACACUAGGCCCCAGUGGAGCUGGAAAAACCACCUGCAUCCACACACUGAUGAGGGCCAUGUUAGAUUGUGGCACCCCUCACCGAGAGAUGAGGAUGAACCCCAAGGCCAUUACUGCCUCCCAGAUGUUUGGUACCCUGGAUGUAGCCACCAACGACUGGACUGAUGGGGUCUUCUCAACCCUGUGGAGGAAAACGCUUAAAGCCAAGAAGGGGGAGCACAUCUGGAUCGUGCUGGACGGCCCUGUGGACGCCAUCUGGAUUGAAAACCUCAACUCAGUCCUGGACGACAACAAGACCCUGACCCUGGCUAAUGGCGACCGCAUCCCUAUGGCGCCUAACUGUAAGGUGGUGUUUGAGCCCCACAACAUCGACAACGCCUCCCCGGCCACAGUGUCCCGCAACGGCAUGGUGUUCAUGAGCUCCUCUGUGCUGGACUGGAAGCCUAUCCUUCAGGCCUGGCUCCAGAGGGUGCCACCACAGCAGGCAGAGGUUCUCCUGGGCUGCUUCCAUAGUGUUUUCCAGGAUCUGAUCAACUUUGUCUUCACUGCUGUGUCUCCCAAAAUGCCCAUCCUGGAGUGUAUGUACAUCAAGCAGACCAUUGACCUUCUGCAGGGUCUACUUCCUGCAGUGGAGGAAAAGCAGUCUCAGGGGGAUGUAUCAAGGCUCUUUGUGUUUGCUGUCAUGUGGUCAGUGGGGGCUCUGCUGGAGCUGGAGGACAGAUCCAAGAUGGAGGCCUUCUUAGAGGCACACCCUGCCACUCUGGACCUGCCCCAGACCCAAGGAGACCAGACCAUCUUUGAGUUCAUGGUCAAUGAACGUGGCCAGUGGGAGCACUGGUCCAAGAAGGUGCCAGAGUACAAGUAUCCCACAGACUCUGUCCCGGACUACUCAUCUAUCCUGGUGCCCAACGUGGACAACGUGAGGACAGACUUCCUGAUGCAGACCAUCAUGAAACAAGGCAAAGCCGUGUUGCUCAUCGGGGAACAGGGGACUGCUAAGACUGUCAUGAUCAAGGGCUAUACUAGUAAGUUUGAUCCUGAAACUCAGCUGAGCAAGAGCUUAAACUUCUCCUCGGCCACCCUGCCCAGUAUGUUCCAGAGGACCAUAGAGAGCUACAUUGACAAGAGGAUGGGCUCCACCUACGGGCCGGCAGGCAAGAAGAUGACUGUGUUUGUGGAUGACAUCAACAUGCCCGUUAUCAACGAGUGGGGUGACCAGAUAACCAAUGAGAUAGUGCGUCAGCUGAUGGAGCAGGGUGGUUUCUACAGCCUGGAGAGACCAGGGGAGUUCACCAGUGUGGUAGAUGUCCAGCUAGUAGCGGCCAUGAUCCACCCCGGGGGUGGGCGCAACGACGUGCCUCAGCGCCUCAAGAGGCAGUUCAGCACCUUCAACUGCACUCUGCCCUCCAAUUCCUCCAUCGACAAGAUCUUUCGUACUGUGGCACAGGGCUACUUCUGCCCCGAGAGGGGCUUCCCUGAGGAGGUGUGCACCCUGGCCAGCGCCCUGGUGCCCACCACUAGGAGGGUGUGGCAAGCUGUCAAAGCCAAGAUGCUGCCCUCCCCAGCCAAGUUCCACUACAUCUUCAACCUACGAGACCUCAGUCGUAUCUGGCAGGGUAUUCUAACGGUGAGGACCGAGGUGUGCCAGGGGCCAGAGGUGCUGGCUUCACUCUUCCACCACGAGUGUACCCGGGUCAUUGCUGACCGUUUCGUUGACCACAAGGACAGACAGAGCUUUGACAGCAUGCUGGAGAAGGUUACAGUGGAGGAGCAUGGAACAGCCAUGAUAGAGCACCCCCAAUGGGAGGCCUACUUUGUGGACUUCCUGAAGGGCCCCGAGACCACAGGGGAGGAGCCGGAGGACAUGGAGCUGGAGGCCCCCAAGGUCUAUGAACCCAUCCCGUCCUUCCAGGCCCUGUCGGAGCGCCUCGCCACAUUCCAACUGCAGUACAACGAGGCAGUCAGAGGCAGUGCCAUGGACCUGGUCUUCUUCGAGGAUGCCAUGAUCCACCUGAUGAAGAUCAGUCGUGGCGUCCACCCUCAAGGGAACGCCCUCUUGGUGGGGGUGGGUGGCUCAGAGCAGAGCCUCACCCGCCUGGCCUCUUUCAUCGCUGGAUACCAGAGCUUUCAAAUCAUCCUGACCAGGACGUACAACACCAACAACCUCAUGGAGGACCUGAAGUCGUUGUACCGCAUCGCCGGACAAAAGGGCAAAGGGGUCACCUUCAUCUUCACCGACAACGACAUCAAGGAGGAGUCCUUCCUGGAGUACAUGAACAAUGUGCUGGCCUCGGGCGAAGUCUCCAACCUGUUCGCCCGUGACGAAGUCGAUGAAAUCACCCAGGACCUCAUCCCAGCCAUGAAACGCGAGCACCCUCGCCACCCACCUACCGCCGAAAACCUCUACGACUACUUCCUGUCGCGUGUGAGGAGCAACCUGCACGUGGUGUUGUGCUUCGCCGGUGGGGAGAAGUGAACAAGAGCCCUCAAGUUCCCAGGUCUGAUAUCGGGCUGUACUAUUGACUGGUUCCAGCGUUGGCCACGGGACGCACUAGUGGCAGUCGCACAUCACUUUCUGUCCCAGUAUACGUUCCAAUGCUCUGAGGAAGUUAAGCAGAGUGUAGUCCACACCAUGGGGACCUUUCAGGACCUGGUGGCUGAGAAGUGCACAGAGUACUUUGAACGGUUCCGCCGUCAGACCUACGUCACUCCCAGGUCCUACCUGUCCUUCAUCGACGGCUAUAAGAUCAUCUACUCAGAGAAGAUCGCUCAAGUGGGCAUGCUUGCUGAGCGCAUGAAAACAGGCCUGGCCAAGCUGAUGGAGGCAGAGCAAUCUGUGAGCCAGCUGUCCAAGGAGCUGGCUGUUAAGGAACAGGAGUUGGAGGUGGCCUCCAAGAAGGCUGAUGGCGUCUUGCAGGAGGUAACAGCCAAGGCCCAGGCGGCCGAGAAGGUCAAGAUGCAGGUUCAGAAAGUGAAGGACAAGGCUCAGGCCAUCGUGGACGAGAUUGAAGCCGAUAAGAAAGUGGCCGAGAGGAAGCUAGAGGCAGCCAAGCCUGCAUUAGCAGCCGCGGAGACCGCAUUGCAGACCAUCAAGCCCGCGGACAUCGCCACAGUGAGGAAACUGGGCAAGCCCCCACACCUGAUCAUGCGCAUCAUGGACGCCGUGCUGCUGCUGUUCCAGCGCAGGGUGGACCCUGUCACCCAGGACCCAGAGAGACUCCUGCCCCCGCCGUGGAGCGAGGCCCUCAAACUAAUGCAGCAGUCUGGCUUGGCCAGCAUGCUGGUCAACUUUAGUAAGGAUUCUAUCACUGAGGAGGUAGUGGAGCUGUUGGCACUGGACAUGGAGGACUACAACCUGGAGGCAGCCAAGAGGAUCUGUGGUAACGUGGCUGGCCUCUGCUCCUGGAGGGCUAUGAAGGACUUCUUUUCCAUUAACAAAGAGGUCCUCCCUUUGAAGGCCAACCUGACCCUGCAGGAGGCCCGCUUGGUGUGGCCCAGGGGAGUUGUCCUGGCCCAGGAGCAGCUAGACGCUAAGCAGCGGGAGCUGGAUGAGGUGCAGGCGCUCUAUGACGCCGCCAUGAGGGAGAAGCAGACCCUAAUGGACGACGCCACGGUCUGCCGACGCAAGAUGGCCAACGCCACCGCACUAAUCGACGGGCUUGGUGGUGAGAAGAUCCGCUGGACCGAGAGCAGCGCCCUGUUCCAGACUCAGAUCAGACACCUGGUUGGGGACGUGUUGCUGGCUACUGGCUUUCUGUCCUACGCUGGUCCCUUUAACCAGGAAUAUCGCAACCUACUGCUACAGCUCUGGAGAAAGGAGAUGAGCAGCCACCACAUCCCCUACAGUGAU
This is a messenger RNA of Oncorhynchus keta (chum salmon), 9370 nucleotides long. Its product is annotated as dynein axonemal heavy chain 5-like. Gene Ontology annotation, cellular component: dynein complex. Gene Ontology annotation, molecular function: minus-end-directed microtubule motor activity; ATP binding; dynein intermediate chain binding. Gene Ontology annotation, biological process: microtubule-based movement. The record is from RefSeq and is a predicted model, not a curated record. NCBI's taxonomy places the organism in Eukaryota, Metazoa, Chordata, Actinopteri, Salmoniformes, Salmonidae.